UAACGCGAGAACGAAACCAUCGCCGGUCAACUCUCCAAUUAUUACUGCACAUAUACAAGGACUCCGUGGAUUGUAAAAACGCCGACACACACUAUUCCUACGGAGUACCCAGUUCGAGGGCUUGCUUCCUCCGGCAAUCAUGACAUCCCAGCCCACCGUCUCUGAGGAGCUCCUCUCAAAGCUCACCUGCACCCUGGAGCUAGACCUACACGGAAUGAUACGGGACAUCCCCCCAGCACUCCCUUCAGCCAUACGACGUGACUCUGCUUGUUCAUCGCUUGGCUCACUCGACAUCCUUCCCGCCGAGCUCUUGCUGCUCACCUGCAACCUCCUGGACUUCCAGUCCCUGUCUCGCGUCUCCCGCGACUCUGUGAAGGGGAAGGAGGUCGUGGAGGCCUUGCCAGCGUACAGAGACGUAAUAGACCACGCGCCCGAGGUACUGACUGCGCUGGGAAAGACACAACUGCUCCGCUAUCAUUCCGCGCCCUUGCUGCGCCAAACCCUUCGAUCAGGCACGUGCGCCUCCUGUUCCGACUUUGGCGGCUUUCUGUUCCUGCCCACCUGCGAGAGAGUCUGCUUCGAAUGCCUGCACCAGAACCGUGCAUUCCGGAUGACCACCCUGGCCACUGCCAAGCAGUGCUUCGGUCUGACGUAUAGCCAGCUGAAGAGGAUUCCCAUACUACACAGCAUACCCGGCACGUACUCGGUUAGGUUCCAGGUCUCGCGCCGGCGGGUUUAUCGUCUUGUGUCCGUGAAACAGGCGAAACGGCUGGGGGUCGAGGUCCACGGAUCGGUCGAGGACUUGGCCAAGCUCGUGCCGGCAAGGCGCACCGUAAAAAUGACCACGAGGCAGUUCUGGGUCUUCAGGCGUUUUCACGAGGCACCGCGGGAACCUCCGGGCUGCGACUUGUCAAGACACAUGGUGGAGGACGAUUUCGGCGGCGUGGCCUCCCUCCGCUUCCCUUACUUGACGGAAGCCGGGGGGGCAGACUACGGACGCCUAUGUCGAGGAUGUCGUCUUACGUACGACCAUUAUCGGCAAGGCGAACUGCCCACUACCGUGCUGUCGGAACUUGCCCCGCCAGGCGUCGAUCCGCACCGUCCACUUAUUGCGGCAGUGUCUCGGCUGCGGUCGAGGGAAGGCUUCUCAGAUCAUAUCGGACACUGCUACGGUGCCCGUCGACUGCUUGCAAAGUGGGGAGAAGUCCGAAAGUAUCACGGCGGAUAUUGUGUUCUGGACAUCUAUGAGCAGGUUGUCAACAGGAAAUCUGGAGAAGCUGCAGGCCAGAACGCCCCGCAAGAUCGCCUGCCAUUAAGCUAUGAAGUUCUCAGAUGUUUUCAUACGGUCGACGUGAACGUAGAGGAUCGCCCGGCCCUCCGGCCUCUACUCUCCGUCCGCAACCAACACUACCGCACCGCGUCUCUUUCCUGUCUCCUCGGCCAGCUCAGCGGUCAGCCCCUCAAGCUCCCGCCGGGCUUUAUCCUCUUCAUACGCCUCGGCAUGCUCGAAACCAAUCACUUUGAUCGCUUGACUGACAAAUAUACCAGACCAGGAAUCUACUGUGCCGAUCAAGGAGCCAUGUGCUCCCAAGACUACAUUAUUUACAGAUGUGGAUGUGUCAACAAGGGCGCAUUCAGACAGUGCGAUGUGAAUACGACGCUCAAUCCAACUUGCAGUGCGAUGGCCUGGGACGAACUAACGAUGAGUUACGCAACUACUGCUCCAAGCACUUGGUGAAGGAGAGUAAGGCGAAGGAUGAGUUUAGAGACCGCGUUCCACGGUAAAGCAUGGAUUACCAUCACCAGCCUCUGUCAUGUUAGAGCACAGAUCAUGGUGGUCAUGGCGCCUCUCAUUGUUCGUGACGGUAGAUAUCAAACACAAGAGCUAUGUAAUAAGUAUGUGGCUGAGAACGAAUGAAGCGCCCGCCUUACCUCCGGACUUGGUCAUCGCGAGCGUCGUUGGUGGUCUCCCAGUGACCCC
This is a messenger RNA of Sodiomyces alkalinus F11, 1981 nucleotides long. RefSeq lists its product as hypothetical. The record is from RefSeq and is a predicted model, not a curated record. Lineage: Eukaryota; Fungi; Ascomycota; Sordariomycetes; Glomerellales; Plectosphaerellaceae. The transcript has a single exon. The coding region runs from base 140 to 1738 and encodes 532 amino acids.